Molecule: messenger RNA, 11012 nt
Organism: Monodelphis domestica (gray short-tailed opossum)
Lineage: Eukaryota; Metazoa; Chordata; Mammalia; Didelphimorphia; Didelphidae
Source: RefSeq, a predicted model, not a curated record
GCCCGGGGUGUGUAUGUGUGAGUGUAUGUGCGCGGUUCUGUGCGCCUGUGUGAGUGAGUGUGGAGGGAGUGAAGAUAAGGGAAAAGAGGCGGGCAGACGGGUGCCGCCCCCAGGGAGGUGCAGGCCUGGGGGUGGGGUGGGAGGAAAAAGAAGGCUGCCGGGCUGCCUGGGAGCCGAAGGGACAGUGCGGCGGCGGUGGCCGCAGGGUGCAGCGUGGCAACGUUGGCAGCGGGUGGUAAGGGAAAAGGAGGCUAAGUGAAGGGACUUAGGGUGUGAGGGAAGGAAGGAAGGAAGGAAGGAGGGAGGGAGAGAAGAGAGGUUUUUGCCCGGCCGGGGCGCUGCUGUCGUUCCUCGGUGCCCGCCGCAGUGUGCUGGGUGCGCGUAGCCUCCAGGCUCACUCGCCCGCUCGCCCGCCCAGGCUGCGCCCGCUCGCUUCCUCUCCCGCACGCCCGCUGGCGCCUCACUCGCCAGCCUACUAGCCAGCGCUCUCAUUUGCUCUAGUCGCCGCCGCCCGUCGCCGCCGCCGCCGUCGUGGUCGUGGUGGUCGUCGCUGAGGUGGUCGUUGGUCGUCGCCAGCUCUUCCCCAGGAUGAUGCGCAGGAACCUCAACCGCUUUUGUGGAGUGGAAGAUCAGCGACUUGUUGCUCGAACAAUAUUCAUUGGUCAGCAGCUAGUUCCAGAACCAGAAUCUUAUGUCCCAGAAAAAUUUUGUAAUAACCGGAUUGUCUCCUCCAAGUACACAAUUUGGAACUUUCUCCCAAAGAAUCUUUUUGAACAGUUUCGAAGAAUUGCAAAUUUUUAUUUCCUGAUCAUUUUCCUAGUCCAGGUCACGGUAGAUACACCAACCAGCCCAAUCACCAGUGGACUUCCACUUUUCUUCGUGAUAACUGUCACUGCCAUAAAACAGGGAUAUGAAGACUGGCUUAGACACCGAGCUGACAAAGAAGUAAAUGAAAGCAUUGUCUAUGUUAUUGAAAAGGGAAGACGACUUAAGAAAGAGAGUGAAGCCAUCGAGGUUGGCGAUAUUGUUGAGGUGCAAGCAGAUGAAACGUUUCCUUGUGAUCUCAUUCUUCUGUCAUCAAGCAAUGAGGAUGGGACCUGUUAUGUUACCACGGCUAGUCUUGAUGGGGAAUCCAAUUGCAAGACGCAAUAUUCUGUCCGUGAUACCAGUUCACUUAACACGAUUCAUUCCUACGGUAAAAUCAGUGCCACCAUUGAGUGUGAGCAGCCUCAACCUGACCUAUACAAGUUUAUUGGAAGGAUAAAUAUCUAUCGUAAAAAUGUAGAUCCUGUUGUCAGGUCUUUGGGACCUGAAAAUCUAUUGCUGAAAGGAGCUACUCUAAAAAAUACCAAGAAGAUUUAUGGAGUUGCUGUUUACACAGGAAUGGAAACCAAAAUGGCUUUGAAUUACCAGGGGAAAUCUCAGAAGCGUUCCGCUGUGGAAAAGUCUAUCAAUGGCUUCCUGAUCGUGUACUUGUGCCUUCUCGUGUCCAAAGCUGCUAUUUGUACCACACUGAAGUACGUCUGGCAGAGUGUCACCCACAAUGAUGAGCCUUGGUACAAUGAAAAAACCAAGCAUGAUCGAGAAACUAUCAAGGUUCUGAAAGUAUUUACAGACUUCUUAUCAUUUAUGGUCUUGUUCAACUUCAUCAUCCCAGUUUCCAUGUAUGUUACUGUGGAAAUGCAGAAAUUCCUGGGCUCCUUUUUCAUUGCUUGGGAUAAAGACUUUUAUGAUGAAGAAAUAAAAGAAGGAGCUCUGGUCAAUACAUCCGACCUCAAUGAAGAGCUUGGUCAGGUGGAAUAUGUAUUUACUGACAAAACUGGGACACUUACUGAAAAUACAAUGGAAUUCAUCGAAUGUUGCAUAGAUGGUCACCGGUAUAAGCCUGAUCCAGUAGAGACAGAGGGGUUCUCUGAAACUGAUGGAAUUCAGCCUGAUUCUUCCAGAGCAGAAAAGAGUCGGGAGCAGCUCUUUCUUCGUGCCCUGUGCCUUUGCCAUACUGUGGAAACACAGAUGAAAGAUGAUAUUGAUGGAAUCUUCGAAGAUACCGAGUUAACGUAUAUCUCCUCAUCCCCUGAUGAAAUUGCUUUAGUAAAGGGGGCUAAAAAGUAUGGGUACACCUAUUUGGGAAUUAAGGAUUACCGCAUGAGAUUGGAAAACCAACAGAAUGAAAUUGAAGAGUAUGAACUUCUCCAUACUUUGCCCUUUGAUUCUGCCCGAAGACGUAUGAGUGUGAUUGUGAGAAAUGCCCGAGGUGACAUAUUUCUCUUCUGUAAGGGAGCAGACUCAACUAUCUUUCCCAGAGUGCAAAGAGGACAGAUAGAAAUGACUAAGGUCCAUGUGGAACGCAAUGCAUUGGAUGGAUAUCGAACACUGUGUGUGGCCUACAAAGAAUAUACCCGUGAGGAAUAUCGUAUAAUUAACCAGAAGAUCCUUGAAGCCAAGAUGGCUUUACAAGAUAGAGAAGAAAAGUUGGAAAAGGUGUUUGAUGAAAUCGAGAAUGACAUGAAUUUGAUUGGAGCUACUGCAGUAGAAGACAGGCUUCAGGAUCAAGCUGCUGAGACUAUUGAAGCCCUGCACAAGGCAGGUAUGAAAGUCUGGGUGCUUACUGGGGAUAAGAUGGAGACUGCCAAGUCUACCUGCUAUGCCUGCCGCCUCUUCCAGACCAACACUGAACUCUUGGAAUUGACCAGUCGGACCAUUGGAAGCAGUGAGAGAAAGGAAGAGCGUCUGCAUGAGUUGCUGGUUGACUAUCAUAAGAAGCUGUUAUUUGAUUUCCCAAAACGCAGGAGCAUCAAAAAAGGGUGGGGAGAACAUCAAGAAUACGGAUUGAUUAUCGAUGGUUCGACUUUGUCGCUAAUAUUAAAUGCUAGCCAAGACUCUAUUUUGACUAAUUACAAAGCUAUCUUUUUGCAAAUUUGUAUCCAUUGCACUGCUGUUCUCUGCUGCCGGAUGGCCCCUCUGCAGAAAGCACAGAUUGUCAAAAUGGUGAAGAACAUCAAAGGCAGCCCAAUUACCCUGUCUAUUGGCGAUGGUGCUAAUGAUGUUAGCAUGAUCUUGGAGUCUCAUGUAGGAAUAGGUAUCAAAGGCAAAGAAGGGCGUCAAGCUGCAAGAAACAGUGAUUAUGCUGUGCCCAAGUUUAAACACUUAAGGAAACUGCUGCUAGCCCAUGGGCAUUUAUACUAUGUGAGAAUUGCACACCUGGUGCAGUAUUUCUUCUAUAAGAACCUUUGUUUCAUCCUGCCACAGUUUUUGUACCAGUUCUUCUGUGGAUUCUCCCAACAGCCAUUGUAUGAUGCAGCGUACCUUACAAUGUAUAAUAUCUGCUUCACUUCGUUACCGAUCCUGGCCUACAGCUUGCUGGAACAGCACAUCAGCAUUGAUGUUCUCACCGCUGAUCCCAGAUUGUAUAUGAGAAUUUCUGACAAUGCCAAGCUAAAGUGGGGUCCUUUCUUUUACUGGAUGUUUCUGUCUGCCUUUGAAGGGACUGUAUUUUUCUUCGGUACUUACUUCCUUUAUCAGGCCACAUCCUUGGAAGAAAAUGGAAAGGGUUUUGGGAACUGGACUUUUGGGACUACUGUUUAUACAGUCUUAGUAUUCACUGUAACACUGAAGCUUGCCAUGGAUACUCGGUUCUGGACUUGGAUCAAUCACUUUGUGAUUUGGGGUUCCUUGGUCUUCUAUGUCUUUUUCUCAUUUUUCUGGGGAGGCAUUAUCUGGCCUUUUCUCAGGCAACAAAGGAUGUAUUUUGUAUUUGCCCACAUGGUAACUUCUGUAUCGACAUGGCUGGCAGUAAUUCUUCUGAUAUUUGUCGGCCUUUUCCCUGAGAUUCUUAUGAUAGUAGUUAAAAAUGUCAGAAGAAGGACUCCCAAGGGACUCCUCUACCCAUUACGCUCUCCCCACCAAUUUUACAGCCUGUCUUGAGCAGCAACUUUUCCAGCGAUUUGGGCCUCUCGACUCAAAGCAGUGGCUGGAGUCGUACAAGAACGUGAAUAGAGUUUUGGGCAUAUGAUGAUAAGUUUAAUAUUCCUCUCUGAGGAUCUGCCACAACACUUACCUGAGAUGUUUGGAGUAUCCGGCCAUCCAGUCACAGCUGCAGCCUUCGAGGAUGUCAGUACCAAUGACCACCUAGUGCCUCUGCCGCUGUGUAUUCUCACAGCAAUAAAAAUUCCAGUUAACAGCUUGCUUGUUUGGUGUCCUCUUUGAGGGGUAGCUCUAGGUGGGGUGGGAGCUGGCACGGGUUCAGAGAGUUGCUGUGUGCAUUAUAUCCAUCGUCUUCCCCAGGGCCCUCAGAUUCCCUUUCCCUCAUUUCACCCUGCUUCAUCCCCCCCUACAGCUUGGCAUCGACAGUCUUUAGGGCUUUAGCAGGUUGAUGGCAUCUUUAUAAAGAGAUACAGAGGUAGUUGGGAGGGGGGAGAGAAGAGGGGAGGGAGACAACAAGAAUCAUGUGACCAUGGGAAAAAUAAAAAAAAAAGACAUUCAGAGGCAGAGAGGCAGGUUUUCUGGGCUAUGAGAAUACCAGUUUUCAUAGAUGUUUUCUCCCAUGGCUAAUAUAUAAACACAUUGACUUUAUCUCCCUAGUAGUGUGUGUGUUUGGGGGUGUGAGAGUGGAUUUGGGAGCUGAUGAUAGAGUCCUUCUGAAUGCUGCCCAGAAUUCUCUCCAGGAAUCCAACCUUCCCCUCUCUCAGCACCCCUCCCCAAGAACAGUGGGUUACUCAUUGCGGCCCCUUUCAGUUCCAGUUUUUCCUUGGUUCAAAGCUGCCAUCUCCUUGGGAAAAGGAGGGGGGUUUAGACAUGUCAGUCUUUCCCCAUGUGAGUGGCAGAUGGCAUGUCCUUUGGGUUCAGCAAAACCUAGAAGGAAAGCCUGAGGAAUUUUGGUAUAGAUUCCCAUCUUACCUAGAAGAGGUAGACUGGAAGGUAGGGGCUACACCAAAGACCACAUGCUUCUGGAACAGGCAUCAGAAAUGAAAGGCAAGGGGGAGGUAAGUACUGCUUACUCCAAGGAGGCAGGUAAUGAUCUCCCUUGGUGGCCUGCACUUGGAAAAAGCACCAUAGAUGGUAUUCUGGUAUGACCUGUUCUUUUGAGACUGAAGGGCCAGUCAGAGAAAUAUGUUGGACCAAGAUAGCAAGGUAACCACUGUUCCCUACCUCCACAACCUGUUAGAAGUUCAUGUACUUUCUUUAUAGGCAGAGCCAAGGCUUUGCAUGAUGGCAUGCCCAUCUGGACAUGGGAAGCUACUUUUGAGAUGCUUACUCAGAAGCCAUGUGGUAUUUGGCAAGUGCCUGUCUCUACCUAUCAAAUGAAGGAGUUUCACUAGACAAUUCCUUGAGUCUUUUCUAGUUCUGAUGCUCUGAAUAUCUCUGACACUUAGGAGAGACCGAGUGAUGCCCACUUUGGGGUUAAAGCUGCAGCUGUCAGCAAUCAAUAUAGAACUGGCCUUAAUGUCAAGAUGUUUAGUGUGGGACACUUAUCCAAAAAUGGUUCUGCAGCAGUUCAGGACAGGCUGAGAGCUUGUGGCUCAUUAUAGUACACACUCAGUUGUGUCAAAAGGAAAAGCACACUGCCAUGAACCAUUAUGUCUCAGAGUUCAGGAAGAGGCUGGUCUGACCGCUGAAUUUAUAGGUUUUUCCCCUUUGCCAGGUGACAUGGGGACGGCAGUGGGGUGUGGUUGUAUUGCAUGAAAGUGAAUUUGAAAAAAACCAUCUGUCCUCAACCAUUCAACCUAGAUCAUCUCAUAGGGUGGAAGCAACUUCCUUUGUGAUGUACCUGGAAAUUGAUGUUGGCAUUUGGUUCCCCUUGUCAAAGGAGGUAGCCAUGGGGCAAUGGAAAGAACACUUUCGUCAGGAAUCAGGAGACCAAAGUAGGAGCCCCCACCCUGCUGUUUCUUAGAAAUGGAUAUCAGGCCAUGCCCUCCCCCUUGCUGGGCUUUAGUUCCCUCAUAUGUAAAAUGAAGGGAUGAGACCUAAAAGAGAAGGUCUUUUCCUCCAUCAAUACUACAGAAGUCCUCCUUAUCUUUCUCUCUCCCACUCUUCUUCAAAACUAUGGUUUCAUCAGUGUGUGGAAACUCUCAGAAUAGAAACUUCUUCCACAGAUACAAAUUCAUCAUUUUAUGGAACUGUUUGACAGAUCUCUGAGUUAGGGUCACCUGGAGUAAUAAGAGGUUAAGUGACUUGCCCAGAGUCACACAGCUGAUAUGCAUCAGAGGAAGGACUUAAACCCAGGUCUCACUAACUCACAGGAUGGUCUUCCAAAUACCUAUGCCAUGUUGGAUUUUCUUUAUAUUAGAAAGUGGAAACGAUGCUUUAAGUUGGCAAGGUUUACUUAAAAACUGUGGUGGCUAGACCUUCAAAAAGCUAUACCUACAGUAGUUGACAUUGUUCAGCAUCAAUUAGGACUUUGAAUCAUCAAUAAAAUACUCUGGAAUUUUUCCAGGCCUAGAUGUCUAUAACACAGAAAUUGGAAGACCAAGAGUAAGAAGGGGAUUUUGCAUAGACUUUUUUGCUAUUUUUUUAAACAUAGGCAUCCAUACAGUACAAUUUGAUCCACUUUGGAAUUACGAGCUUGGCCUGUGUUUAACACUUCCUAGCUUCAUGACCCUGAACAUUUGGGUCCCAGCUUCCUCUUUUAUAAAGUUAGGACAAUAACAUUUGGACUUCCCAUCUCACAAACGGCAUAAGAGAAAGAAGUGAGAGGCCAUUCUUAUAAACUCAGAGGCAGUGCCUUGGCAGGGGAGAUAUAGGCCCCAGCAGGAAAGUCUCUUGUUUCUUUUGCCCAAUUCUAGCAGCCUUGAAGGGCAAAGGCAGUGGGUCAGGUAAUGACCUCCAACAGGAGGAGAAGGGCUAAAAAAGAACAGCCCCCUUCACAGGAAGAUUGAGAGGGAUUAAGGAGUCCAAACAGAUUUAUUCAUCUGAUUGAACCCCUGCUUUAGUCUCAGCAUCAGUACUGGGCUCUGAGACAUUGGAAAGGCAUCCAUUAGCACUCACUUAACCCAGAGAGAUCUUCAGUGAGUUUUAAUCCUAGUGUCAUAUGGUGUGGUCAGGUCACCCUUUUACCAUACCAAUAGCCAAGGUGGAAAUGUACCAGGUGAUUUCAGAGGGUCAUGGAAAUUGAACAUUGUUUUAAGGGUCGAUCACUGCCCCUUCUGUCCCCAACCAACAUGUACUUGCACACGUGCGUACAUACACUUCUCUCUCCACUAACCCCCAGCAAAGUCAAUCUUAGAUUGUUGGUAACAGCUCUUCCCACUGUAUUCAUUUCCUUCUUUACCUAUUUUUUUAUUUUAUUUUUUCCAUUCUGAAGUAAUUGUAAUACCAUACAAACUCAGUUAAUUUUUGCAUUCGUUUUUCUCUUAUUCCUAGGCUUUAUUUUUAUUAAUGGGAAUGGGCAAUUUUUUAGGGGCCAGGCAGAGAAGUGUAACCAGAACUGGACCUGUGACUAGGCUUUUUGGUAGGGUCUGUCCUGUUCUUCCUCCCCAAUGUGGAGAUAUUUGGUGACGUGUGAGACUCAGGAAAGGAAAGGCAGAGUCAGGUUUUUGGAAGUAUAUUUAGGAAGUAGGUGCUGCUUUUGAGAAGGUGAAGUAUGUCUGUUACCCAGGUUGCCAAGCUUACUCAGUGUGAAAUGGAUGUGUUUUCACCAUUUGUGAUGAGACAGAAUCUCUUUUCUCCAGGAGAAAUAUGAGGAGGGAGUGAAGUGUAGCCUUGUUAAUGUGUAAAAUAGCAAAGCUUUAAAAUAUGUUAUUAUCUGGCCAUAUUGGUUGGAGGCAUUACUUUCUGUACCUGAUUUUUGUUUACUUUAGUCUUUCAUUAGCCAUUGAGCAAAUAAAAUGGGCCGGACCAUCUUGACAUCGAGGAAAAUAUGGCUGACUAGACCAUCUUGACAUCAAGGAAAAUAUGGCUGAAAAAGCCACUCAGUGUAUUAGAGCAAGCACCAGGAUAAAAACCUGGUUACAGAUUCAUAGAUUUAAAGGGGGGAAAGUCUUAGAGAUCGUCUAGUCUAGCCCACUUAUUUAUUACAGAUGAAGCCCAUAGAAGGCUCACCAAAGUUGAAUAUUUUGCUCAAAAUCCUAUUUAAGUGACAGCUUUGGAUUUUGAACUCAGGUCCCUGGACCAAGGCUCUUUUCACUCUGUCUUUCUGGGUCCAGUUUCUGGCUUUGCUACUUGCUAGCAUGGUGACCUUGAAUGAGCCACUUUUCCUUAUAAAUGCCUCCAUUUCCUUCUCUGAAAAAUGAAGGGCUAAAUGAUCCCUCUUGGGUCCAGUAUGGUGUUAGUCUGAAUCCAUUUCUAGAAUUAAAUACUGACCUGAUUUUCUGUGCUUUGUUGGGUAAUGGUUGAAGAGGCUAACUUUUCUCAGAAAUCAAAUGAAAAGAUUUUCCCUUAUCUUAAGACCCAGCGGAAUAAGGAGGUGAGACAUUUUCCAGUUCUGCAGCCCUGGACUAUGGGUCCUCAGAUGUGCAUCUUUUGAGGUACUUUCUUAGAAAAAUUUAACUGUUUAAACUAGCUGUGAGUGGCUUAGCUUUUUAACUAGGACUUCUCGCAGAGCUCCUUAGUGAACACUGUAGCUGGCACACAUAUUGGCUUGGUAUGGCUCCUUAAGCAGAAGUUGCUAGGUUUGCCCAGGAGGAGUUCAGGCUCAUUUGUCUUUGUUUGAGUAAGGCUGGACCAGUUAACUGUCUCUGAACCAGUGGUUAUUGAGUGGCAGGUCUGUAAUGUUGGGGCCACUCAGCUGGAGAGAAGAGGCAGCCCAGUGUAGACCCAUCAUUGAGAGGCUAUGGAUACCAGAGCCCUGGGAAUGAAAUUCUUUCUAGAAGGAUGGAUUUUGGAUUUUGAACAGGAGUCUACUUAGAAGCCAAGGUGAUUUUUAUUCAGAAAUGCACCGUUUCCCUUACAAUACCAAUGACCUCAAUAGCUGAGAUCUAGAAGUUUCUUCCAACUACUGAGAUCCCAACCUUUCAAUGCCUGACCUUCCUAGGUGACUCUGGUCCAUUUCCCUACAGGGGGUCUUCCCAGUGCUCUGGGAACCUUCCAUGAAUGAUGAAUUUUAGCAGGAGAUAUGGAAAAAAAGAAUGUCACCCUACUUUCCUCCCAACCCCCAAAGGCCAGUGAACCAUUUUCCAUUUCCAGCACUAUCUUGGCUAUGAAAGUAACUUCAUUUUUCAAGCUGAUGUGUCCUGUUGGGCUUAAAAUUCUCAGAUUUGCUUUUGAAAAAUGUCUCAUAUUUACAUUUCUUUGGUUUCUGCAUUUCUCUUUUUCUUCCCACCCUUUGUGCAUUUGUGACCAAGGUAACGCAACGCCUCCCCUCCUCAGGAGCAUCUACUAUCUUCAUGCUUUCUCAAACUUCCAGCAAUCAUAGUUUCUCUUGGAUUGAAUAAGGUGAUUUAUUUUCUUUCUGCUUACAAACUGCCUUGCCUUCUGCUUUGCUUUGCUUCUUUAUUUUGUCCUCUUUAUGGGGAAAAAAUGACUCCUUAGGGCUCAUUUCCACCUCCUCUAUUGAUGCAUAGUAUAUUUUGUCAUCUUUGAAAAGAUCAUGUGUUUCACCUUCUAAAAUUGACAGCCUGGAGAGGAAGCAAUUUACAAGAACUUGGGCUAUAAGUCAUUCAAAUGGCUUCUAGGUACACAACAGGACUCAGAAUUUUUUUCUCCCCCUCAAGAAGUAACAUUGUAUAGGGUGAAGAGUGCUGGACUUAAAGAGUCAGAAGAUUUGGAUUUGGGUCACAUCUCUGCCAUUCACUUGAGGGGUGGCCUUGGGCAAAUGAGUUCAGCUCUACAAGCCUCAAUUGCUUCUUCUGUAAUAUGGGGGAUGACUGUGGUUCUGAGUACAGUUAUGAGGAAAGCAGGAACUGGAAAGGCCCCAUUUAUUAAAAUGGCAUCCUUUGCCCAGAUUUUCACCUUGAGCACACCAUGUAGCCCUAGCAGAAUGCCCCAAAUGGCAAUGAAAAAGAUACGGUUUAUUAGCAAAACCAUAUGCUAACCAUGUUCUUUGCCAGUGCCAUUUGCAGACACACUGAAGUUCAACCUCCAGCAUUAAAACCAGUUUAAAAGUUGGGUUUCCCAAAACCAAACAAGUCUAGUUGUGAAGCUGUGAAAAACGAUAGUUGAGCUUAGUUAGUCCUUUGUGUAUUUGGUGUGCUUGUUGGAAGGCUUUCACUGUGUGCUACCAGGUAGGUUGCAAGAAUUUCAUAUGCUUUAAGUAUUUUUGCCUCACCAUUACAGAGAAAUCUGAACUGUAGCAAAGCAUCUGAUUGAUUAUCGGUCAGACCUCUCCUUUUAUGAACUUUCUCAGAUGAAUCUAAUGUAUUGUAACACGCACCUCCUUAUACCCAAAAAGUAGGAUGGUUUUUCAUGACGAGCAUUAACCCCAUUAAGAGGGGGAAAUGAAGAUGUUUCUCUUUUGGUUUCUGCUGUCGGCGUGGUGCACUUUGUAGUCUUUGAGAAGCAUAAAGAUGCAGGCCUUGGAAUACAGCAAGAAGUUUUUGAAAAUGUGCUUAAGCCUUGGAAAGCAUAGGGAAGAAGGUUCAGAGCUCAAAAGGCAAUUUGCAAUUCAUCCACCAUUUUCCUAUGCUCUCAGCACUGUCCUUGGUGCUGGAGAAAUAAGGGGGGAUGUUUUCUCAUUUAAGACAGUCCUUUCCCUCAUGCAGCUUGUCUUCUUUUGAGCCAGUUUAACGGGUGAGACCCAUCUGUCAUGGUCUUUCACCAUCAAAUAUGCUCAUUCCUCAUUUUUGUUGGUCCACUCAUCAAUUUUGUAUUUAUCUGAAGAUUUGAAAAGUAGAAAAAUAAGUAUUCCAAGAUCACAUCUAUAGAAUAACAAAUUAAUUUUAGCAUUGCAUGCUUGUUAGAAUUAGGGAUUACCGUUCAGGUGUAUCUGUCUCCACGUACUGUUGGUCCUGUAUCCAAAGGUAUGUCAAGCAUCUUUGUAAAUUACUCGUUCUAAAAAUGUAGCCAGGUUAGAUUUUUUGUGUUUUGGGGCUUGGGGUUUUUUUUAGUAUCAAGAUUGAUCCAAACUUUGAUUCUCCAUA